AUUUGAGCCUUUUUUUAAUUUGCAUUUCUCGCAAAAAGAAGAUAAAAAGGUAAAAAAAGAAGAAAAAAAAAAGAAAAAAGAAAUAAAAUGAAAGAACGAACGUACCACUUUCACUUUCCAAGGACACCGGAAGACGCAAAGGAUGAGAAGAGAGAAAGAGAGGAAAAGGAGAAAAAAAGGCCGGUCGACUUUCACUUUUCGAAAGUCGUGCAAAGUAGUGAAGAAAGAAGAGAAGGAGGAGAAAGAGGUGAAAGAGAAAGAGGAGGAGGAGAAGGAGGAGGAGGAAGAGGAGGUAUAACACACGAGAUACACGAAGAGGAAAGUGGCUCUAUGAAUUUUUCCGGGAAGCAAAAUACAUAUGGCCUUUCGAUUUCUCGAGUGAUAUCGUGAACGCCGGAAAUGCAUCGAGGUAAUAUGGAUCAGUAGACGGCGACGACGACGACGACGACGACGACGAGGACGACGACGAGGACGACGAUAGUGCGUACGUUGAAGGAGGUCAAAUCAGUAAUUUACCGACCAUGAAAAUUGCCAUCAACCUUCUUUGUCUUUCUCCGGUUCUUCCGUCGUGUCCCAAAUCGAUGUUAUCGUCGAUACUCUUACAAUUUAUCCGAAACAUUAAACCAAUUUCUCUAACUUAGCUGGACAAUGAUUUCUACAAAAGAGACAGGUGGAAGAAUUAGUUUCAUUUCGUGAAGCAAUUUUCACGUACAAACGAGCGAAAGUUGAAAUUUUGACUUGAGGACAAAGAAAUUUUAGGCUUUUAGUUGAACGAUUAUUCGAAAGGAAAGAUUUAAGGAAGACUAGAGGAUGUCGCGAGAAGGUGCGUGAUUGUUACGGGUGACCGGUGUAAUUAGUGCGUGACGAAUGUCUUUCUUCUUUCACCGCGUGCCAGUGACAGGGUACGGUCUUUUCAAGUUCAUUCGAUAAAAUACGCCAACGUAAACGUGCCAAUAUGUCUUGCAUAUAUUUAUUUGCAAAUAUAUCGUUUGUCGAUUAUAAGAGACAGCUCCGGUCAGUUGGAUUUUAUCUGAUCCAUAGAUCGUUCCUUGUCUUUAUCUUGGUCCUAUUGUUCGAAUGAUCGCCGAGACUAUCGCCGAAGAAGACGAGUGUGGAAAGGAGAAAUGGCGAAGUUAGAACAUGUUAAAAAGAAGGAGAGAGAGAGAGAGGAGACGAAUCCGUUUCCUCGGUGACCAGGCUAGACAAGGACAAGGAAAUCCAACAGCGCCAGGUCGAGAAGGAGAUGUAAAAUGGACCAAGUACAUUCGAAGUGGGGACCUGGAUUAAAAGCAAACGAGGCCAACCUCUCAGUAACAGAACCAUCACGGACCUUGAAGAGGCGAGGUCGUUCUUUGUUACUCUUCUUUCUAUCUGCUCCUCUUGGCUGACUAUUACUGCUACUAGUGUGCACGUUGCCGUGGCCGCCAACGAUAACGGGUUCUCACUUUGAGACUCGACAACGAUUCGCCUUGUUCAUGUAAUUAAACAUCUCUACGUUGGAAGGCUUUAUCGUGUAAUUUGGUACACCAUAUCUACACGAUGGCGAUCACGAACGGAACGAUCUGUUUGCUUCUUUUAAUCUUCAUCCUAGAAGGUUCUUAUUGCAACACAAGAUACUUUGUUAAAAUGAGGACCAAUGCCUCCGAAUUGUUCAAAACGAAGAACGAAAAUCUUCGAAUACCUCAGGAAACAAUUGCUAUGACUCAAGGCCCGUUAUCCGAUGAAACUAGGGACGAUCAACGUAAUAACGAUGAAAGAAUGAUUCGAGAUGCCUUGACCCUGGAAUACGACAGACGAAAUACUUUUGAGACCUCCACAUUCAAUCCCGAUGUACUCAACAAGUUCCUCGAGGAUUACGCCAAUAAAAUUAAAAGUUCUACGGAAAAAGACUUUAAGCUUCCGUUGAAAUUCUCUAAACCAACGGUGGAUCCGCUCAUUCUCGAAGUCGACGAGUCUACCACUGAUUCUUUCACUACUAUACUCGACGAUGAAAAAUCCACUUUGGAUCCUAUCAAUUCUACUUUAAACGAGGACAAACUUAGUGAGAUUUUGAAUGAUACAUUGAAAAGAAAUAAGUAUUACGGUAUGAACUCUCACGACGAUAGAAAUGGUUGGGUUACGCUAGAUGCAAUACCAUGGUCCAAAAGUAAAAUUUCAAAGUGGCAGGCAAAUCCAAGUACUCAACGUCCUUGGCCAGAGAUAAAACCAUGGGAGAAACCUAGCAUGGCUAAACCAUGGACGUCCGAUUAUUCCUCCAGGCCGACUUAUGAAAACAACAAACCUUGGCACGAAAAGCCAAAACCUUAUUGGCAAGAAAACGGUAAUGAAAAACCAUGGCAAAAACCAUCGUCGUCCUCUCGUCCGUCUUAUUAUCCAGACAAGUACGAUCAAGUUUCCAAUCAAGCUCAAAAGUGGCCACCGGAGAAGCCAUCUUGGGACAAAUACCCUUCUAAUAUUCAUCGGCCAACCGAUAUUAUAACCGACGACAGGCCUACCAAUUUUCCAAAUACAUGGAACAACAGACCUCAAUCAUCUAGACCUCAUCCUUUUUUAGACAGAUAUCCUGAAAGCAAUCAUGCCGACGAGACUAACAACGAUUGGCACGACUUUCCACCGAGAACCGAAUCAUUGGACAGACCUAGACCAAGCGACAGACCAAAUUUCUCGCAUUAUCAAUACGGUAAUAAUCAUCCAUCUUCUCAUCCAUCUAACGGAGAUGGACAAUGGGUUCUUCUAUCAACGAACAGAGGAUAUUCCAAGUCCCGUCAGAGAUCCAUCAAAAUCGACACAUUGACUCCUGAACUGGUCAAACUAUUGAAUGGAAAUAAAACGAAAUCCAGCAACAAAGAGAACGUCGAUCCAACCGUUGCCGUUAUGACAUCAAAGCGGCAGGUCAGGUUGACGGUGUUACCGUCGAUCAACGGCACCAACACUACGACAUCGCACGGCGGUCUCUUAGAAGUCGAGAGGACUUUCAAGAGCGUCGAUCAGAGCCGAAAGGAAUACGAGAGAGACAGAACGACAACAUUACCGACUAUAUUGAAAAAACGACCGAUCAGGAACACAUUGAACGGCGGGGGUCAAGUUUCAAGUUCAGCGGUUCUCGCGGCAGUCGGAGCAGGUAUGUUACCGGCGACUAUGGCAAUGAUGAUUCCUAUGAUGCUCGGACGAAAGAAACGGGAUCUGACGUUGAAAGAGGACACACUGCGGAAGUUUCACGGUCUUGGAAUAAAUUUGCAUAAUCUUGGAAAGAAAUACGAGGGCUCGAAGAAAAGAUAUUUCUGAUCGUAGAUCAAAUUCGUAUGGCGCACGAGAAAGGAGGUUUACACGCGUCUUAAAAUCGUGAUGCGAUCGUUACAGGUACAAUUAGGUAGUAUCUAUGGAAUAUAAUACCGAUACUAUAGUUAUAUAUAUACUUUAUAAGGAACAUCGUGAUUCGACGGGGCAAAUCGACGAACGGAAGUGUUGUUGCACUCGCUUGAUCAUGAAAGUUCUGUUAUGGCAAACGGUCCUGUAACGCCUAUCUCCACCGUGUCAUUCAAUGACUACGUAGUUUCUACAAACGGGGUCACUACCGUAUUUUACAUGAUUUAUACAUAUACAUAUACAUAUACAUAUAUAUGUGUGUGUGUGUGUGUGCACCCUUUUGAACGGUCUAGCGUAAGAGGACUUUGCGUUUACUAUCAAGAAAUAUAGACAGUCAUUGAUAUCGAUGGAUUAUGCGUUAGCUAGAACAUAUAGACAAAAUGCGUACAUAUAUUGUGGAUGGUGGCGUAGGAUCGAUCGCGGUUAAAGCACACCUGUUGCAUCCUGAAUAGAUUGGAUAACGAGUAUAACAGUAUGGUAUUAUACUGAACUAGGGUUACUGUUACAGGGGACAUUCAAUAUUUACUUUCCAUUUAGUUACGAUUUACCGACUGACCGAUAGCCCUUUAGUAUAUUUUUCUUUGAUGAAUGUCGACCUAUAGAAUCCGAAGAUUACGUAGCUAAGAGAGAAUGAAACAUUAAUUCGUUUGAUUAUUGUUACGGAUAAUUUAUUGCUAUUUAUUAUCGUAUUUAUUUCGAUAUGUUUAUUCAUUAAUGUUAUAGGAAUAUCGAAUGAAUGUCUCUCUCAUUGAUAUAUAUAUAUACAUAUAUAUAUUUUUUUUUUCUUUUUUCUUUCAACAUUUUAUUUUUAUUUACACGGCACAGAAUACUGCCUAGCAAUAUUUACUUUAACUUAUUUAUUUAUUUAUUUAUUUAUUUAUUUAUAUAUAUAUAAAUACGUAAUAAACACUCUACUAGAUUUUUAUAUAUCCUCGUACCGAGAGGAGGGAAGAGACACACGUACAUGAAAAUGUAACAUAAAGUGAAUUUUCAAUAAAACAACGUGUGCGUGCGCGUGUGUUCGUUUGCGUGUGUGUAAACAUGGGGUGACAGUCUUGUAAAAAAAAAUACCCACUACCUUUUUCAAACGUGUUUUCUCGGUACUUCUCCCUUUUUUUCUUUUUCUUUUUUUUUCUCUCUUUGAAACAAUAAAAUUCCGAUAAAAAAAAAAA
Messenger RNA from Vespa crabro (European hornet), 4538 nucleotides. RefSeq lists its product as uncharacterized. Lineage: Eukaryota; Metazoa; Arthropoda; Insecta; Hymenoptera; Vespidae. The coding region runs from base 1540 to 3285 and encodes 581 amino acids. The record is from RefSeq and is a predicted model, not a curated record. The transcript is spliced from 8 exons.